AUGAAGAUGAUGAAGGGCAAGCAUGUGGUCAUCACGGGUGGCUCCACUGGCAUUGGCUUCGCCUGUGCCAAGCGUUUCCUGAGAGAGGGAGCCUCGGUUACCCUGAUGGCUCGGAACGCAGCCAAGCUGGAAGAGGCAGCGCGGGAGCUGCAGCGGUAUACGAGGGAGUCUGCUCAUAACGGAACCAACGGCUUCUUUCCUACUCCCAGAAUCUUCACUCAGGCAGUGGAUGUCUCUGAUGCCAAGGCGGUGCAGGCAGCCAUAGACGCAGCAGCUGCUGCGUGCCCCAUAGAUGUGCUGCUGUGCAACGCUGGAGUGGUGCGCACAGGCCAUGUGGAGGACAUUUCCGCACUGCAGGCCCAGGAGCAGGUCAACACGAACCUGCUGGGAAGCAUCUACCCUGUGCAAGCUGCAGUGCCUCUUUUGAAGGAGAGGGUUUCUCAAGGAGCGGAGCCAGGUGCAAUUGUCUUCAUGUGCUCACUCUCUGCUCUGAGCUUUUGGUAUGGUGCAGCAGUUUACACUGCUACAAAGUAUGGGGUCCGAGGCUUUGCAGAAGGUCUUCGUCUUGAGCUGCUCCCAUAUGACAUAUCGGUUUCCGUUGUCUGCCCAGGCUUCACGGACACCCAUCUUCUUGAUGACGCUGAAGCGUCUGGUCAGUACCUUACCAAAUUGAUGGAGGUGGCAUCGAUGUACGACCGCAACAAGAUAGAGAACCCUGACAUGGUGGCAGAGAGAACAGUGGCAGCUGUUCGAUCUGGAGAAUUCCUCGUCACAACGUCAUCCGGCUUCCUUCCUUUCUCACUUGCUCUGCUCUCUCGAGGGAUUUUCCCAUCCAAGUCGGUUGGCGACGUGCUGCACUGGGUAGACCUCUUAAACCACUUCGACGCCUUCCUCGAAACUUCCGUGAAAUCGCGCAAGGAUUUGCAGUUAGAGGGCCGUUUCGCGGGCGUGGAUCCGCCGUUUCCUCGGGAUGCGGUGCUGCAGGUGCUGCGUGUGUCGCGCAUUAUUCUCGAGAACUCCGUCAACAAGCACCUCUACGCGUCCGUUGAGCACGUGUGCACGCUGCUAGCGAGCACGGACCUGGACGUGCUAUCAGUGAGUCUUGAGCUGCUCUCAGUGUACGGCAAGAAGCCCUUCCAGCCAGGCCGCAGCACUCGCUGGCAUGCGGACCCCGCCAUCACAGCGCGCCUCUUCGCCCUCGCGCAGGCGUGGGGCGGCAAGGAGGAGGGCCUCGGCAUGCUGCCCUGCGCGCUCCAGGGGGGGCUGGACGCGUCUGCUCUCGCAUUGGGAGGGACGCUGCACUUCGAGUUUUAUGCGGAAGGGGCUGGUGGAGUGGGACUGGCGGGUCAGGGUCAGGGUCUGGGAGGGAGCGGUGGAGAGGGAUUAGAGGUUCAAGAUGGCAAUGCUGGUGGGGUAUCGGGUAGUGCUGCUCCUGCAGCAGGUGGUGCUGCCUCUGCUUCUCCCUCUCCUGCCGCACCUGCUGCUGCUUCCACUGAUCUAUCACCUGGGCUGAGGGUCAUCCACAUGCCCAGGGUGCAAGAGCACGUGCAGCAGCAGGGAAUCUCCGAGCUCGACUUCCUCCAGCGCCUAGUAGACCAAUACUCCGUGCCCUCCACCCUCCGUUUCUCCCUCCUCACCCGCCUCCGCUGCGCCUACUCCUUCCCUCUCCUCGCCUUGCGCCGCCGCUUCCUCUGCGUGCGCCUGCUGGCCUUCCGAGUACUGCUGCUCGCCACACCAGACCCAGACGAGCUCACAGCCUUCUUUGCGAACGAGCCUGAGUUCGUCCCGGAGCUGAUUUCGCUGCUCAAUGCGGAGAGCCUGGUGCCUGAGGAGGUUCGGAUGUACGCGCUGCUGGCCCUGGCUGCCAUGGCGCAGGACCGGCCGCGCCAGUCCACGGUCCUCAGUGCUAUUAGCACCGGCGGCCACCGAGCCACCUUGCCGAGCCUGAUGCAGAGGACUGUGGCUCAGCUUGGGAAACCAGGAGGUUGUUCGCCGAAAUUCGUUGACGCGCUAUUGGUCCUCAUUGCUGCGCUGGUGUCCUCCUCUUCCGGGUGCACUGCGCUUCGGGAGGCAGGCUUGGUACCGACCCUGCUGCCGCUGGUUCGGGACACCAAGCCUGAGCACAUGAGUCUGGUGACAUGGUCAGUGCAGAUCCUAGAGGCCUUCAUGGAUUUCUCCAACCCUGCAGCAGCACUCUUUAGGGAAUUGAACGGCCUAGACAUGUGCGUGGACAGACUAAGGCUCGAGGUCGCUCGAGUUGAGCCCACUCUCCUGCCUGUUCAGGGUUUGGGGUCUAGCAAAACCCUGGCUGGUGGUGCAGCUGAGGGUGCUGGUGAGGGGACUGCUGGUGGGGGGAGUGGCAGUGGCUCGGCUGGUGCACGAGCCACUGGUAUGGAUGAGGAUCGCAAGGGCAAGGCUCCGAUGGUGGAAGAGGAGGGUGCAGGAGGGGGAGCAGGCAUAGGGUCGAGCGGCGGCGCUGGUACGGCAUCAUCUGCUGCUGCUGGCGGAUCCGCUACAGCGCCAGCAGUGCUGACCUACCGGCAGCGCAGCCUGAUUAAAGCCCUGCUGCGCGUCAUCUCCCUGGUCAGCUUCGCACCAGGCAGCACUGUCAGGCUCGCAUCAGCCUCCCCCGAGCAAGGGGGCAUGGGACGGCUGCCGGACUGCCUGGCGGCCGUGUUUCGGCACGCGAAGGAGUUUGGGGGGGGCGUGUUUGCGCUGGCGGCGUCGGUGAUGAGCGAGCAGAUCCACCACGAACCCACCAGCUUUGCUGUGCUGGACGCCGCUGGGCUGCCCAAGACGUUUGUGGACGCUGUCAAGGCUGGCGUGCUACCGUUGUCAGAAGCCAUCUGCGCCAUCCCCAACGCUCUCCUCGCUUUCUGCCUCAACCAGCGCGGACUACAGCUCGUCACAGACUCCCACGUGCUUGCCUGCCUGCCCGCGCUCUUCACCUCGCGCCAGUACGCGCGCCCCCUGGCGGGGGACACCGCGUCCGUGCUGGGGUCCGGGCUGGACGAGCUCAUGCGCCACCAGGUGAGCCUUCGCCAGCCCCUCAUGGGCGCAGUUGUGGGCGCGCUCAGGGAGAUUGCGCGCAUGGGGGGGCUGGAGGAGCGGAAGGGGAGGAGGGCGGGGAGGGGAGGGGGCGAGGGAGGGGAUUCGUGGGAGGGGGAGAUGCGGGGAGGGGGGGAUGGGGGAGGGGAGGAGGGGGUGCGGGCGAAGGAGGAUGAUGCGGAUAGUGGGAGGCCGGUGGGGAGUGGCGGGGGUGGGGAGGAGGGGCCAGCAGGAGUGGGGCAAGGAACAGGGGGAGGGGCAUCAGGGGAAGGCACACAAGGGCAGGGUAGCAGACAGGGUGGGGAGGUUGAUGUGCCGGUGCCGAUGGAUACGGAUGGGGGCAACCAGGGGACAGAGGUAGCAGCAGCAGCGCCAGUUGCUGCAGCAGCCGCAGGGGAACAGGCAGGGGAAGAGACAGAGAGGGAGCAGAAUGCACCUCCAGGGCCAGCAGAGGAGGUGACAGCUUCUGGCGUUGCUUAUGAAGAGCCGGCGGCUGUGACAGAGGGAGCUGAAUUGGCAGCUCCUGGUUCAGAAGCAGUUAUGGCCGAGGCGGAACCGGCAGGGGCAGGAACAACAGAAGCAGCAGGGGCAGAGGCAGCAGGAACAGGAACAGGAGCAGAGGCAGCAGGAACUGGGGCUGUUGCUGCUACCGGCAUUGCCACCACCACUGCCAUCACCACAAGCAGCAGCAAGGAGAGCCUCACCCCAGCAGAGCUAGAGGCAUUCCUCCCGGACUGCAUCAGCAACAUGGCUCGCCUGCUGGAAGCCGUUCUCUCCAACGAGGCCAGCAGCCGCGUCUUCCUCGACCUCCGCGGGCUGGACGCACUGCUAGCGCUCUACACUCUCCCGCGCCUGCCACUGCUCUUCGGCACGUCCCCUGCCGCCCAGGGGAUCUCCAUGACCAUGCGGGCGUUCGGGCCCAGCCAUGCCUCGGCUGUGUCCCGUGGGGUGGCUUCGGCGCUGAAGAAGCAUGUCAAGUGCGCGGUUGCGUUUGUCACCACGUCCCUCUCGUCUUUCUCCCCUGCUGCCGCGCCUACUGCUUCUGAUGCUGCCGCUGCGGAUGCUGCUGCGGGUGCUGCUGCCACAGCCGCUUCAGCAGGCCCUGCUUCUGCCGCUCCAAGUGCUGCUGCUGCAGGAGCUUCAGGUGCAGGCUCAUCUGCAGUAACAAUCGGGCGGCGCCAGUUGUCUGACUUGGACGUGGAGUCACGGGAGUCGCUCCUGCGCGCCCUGGGAGUGGCAGAGAGCCUGCUCUCCCUCUCCGCCGUGCUAGUGCGCGCCACUGCUCUCUCUGUCCCCGACCUCGCGUCGUCCAGUGGAGAGGUGUUUCGAGACGUGGCUGUGCUUCACAGGGAGGCCCUCUGGCAGCUUGCCGUUUUGGAGCACAAGGGAGUGCCGCCGCCUUCCCCUGUUGCUUCUUCUGCUGCUGAUGUUGCUGCAGAGGCGGGAGGGAGUGCAGGGGGAGGAGGAGCCGGGGGAGAAGGGGGAGCAGGUGAGGGCGGAACGGCUGGUGGAGGGUCAGGAACAGGGGGAGAAGCCGGGCAGGGUGGGGGAUAUGUGGGGGGAGCUGCGCCAGCAGCUGCAGCUACACCUGCUGCCACCGGAGCUGCAUCAUCUGCUGCUGCGCCAUCCGCAGGACCUCCAGAGGCAGCUGAAACAGGCACAGCAGCAGCAGCGAGCGAACGAGCAGGAGCAGGAGGAGCAGGGGGAGAAGCAGGGGCGAUGCAGGUAUUCCCAGGGGAGGCAGCAGACGAUCUGGAUCUGCUUAUGAUGGACAGUGACGUGGGCGCUGGCAGACCCAUGCGGAACGGCCCUGGCUCCCUCUGGCCCCGCGGAGAAUUAGGGUUUCCGCACCGCAGCGGCAGCAGCAGGCACCUCUCACGUGCCUCUCGCGUUGUGCCUGACGGUACAGGGCCUGAUAACGGUCCUGAGGCAGGGGUAAGCGGCGCGGCUGAUGCUUCUGCCGCUGCCGCUGCCGCUGGUUCAGCCGUUGCUGGCACCACAGAUACUGCGGGGAGGAAGAAGCCAGAUGGUGCCGUACAAAAGGAGGUGCUGGGGCGGCUAGUAGUGGCCGUGCGUCUGUUCGAUGUAGCCGUGGGGAAGGCGAUAGUUCCUUCUAGAAGGCGGGACGAUGCCGUGGUGCUGACAGGCCAUGCCAAGGUGGCCUCAGCGGCCCUCGCGCAGACCUUCCAGGAGAAUCUAGGGUUAGGGUUUGCCGGGUGCGACCCAGGGAGGAGCAGCAGUGUGGAGGCGUGCUCGAGUGAGGAGAUACUGGAUUGCCCGGCAGUGCGGUGUGUGUAUCUGGGGAAGAUCGUGGAUGAUAUGUUUGCGCUGGUGGUGGAUCCGCGGCGGCACACGUGCAACAGCAUGCUGCUGAGGUUCUUCCACGCGCACGGGGCUGUGAAGCAGCUGUUUGCGUCGCUGCAGUGGGUGGUGCGAGUCAUGUGGGCCGAGCAGGAGCGGCAGGUGAAGGAGCGCGAGGAGAAGGCUGAGAAGACCGCGAAUGAGGAGAAGGCAAGAAAGGAAGCGGGUGGUGUGGGAGUAGAGGUCGCAGGAGGUUCAGCGGCUCAGAUGGAAACGGAUGGGUCAACCGAUGCAGCAGCAGCAGCAGCAGUAUCAGGGGAGAAAAUGAGCACAGGUGACGGCUCUAAGGAUGGGGCCAACAAGGGCACGGGUUCUCUUGUGGGAUCCGGUUCCUUCUCGCUGCCUUCGUGGCUGCACUCUCCUCUGCAGAGCUAUUUCCGUCUCAUGGACUGCCUCACCAACUCCCACCUCCUCCUCGCCCCCUCCUCCACCAGCAUCUUCCUCACCCACCAGCUCUCCCGCUCAGUUGAACCCGCCCCAGCUAAGCCUGAGGACUUUCUCCGAGCCAUGCAGUCGCAGGUGCUGUCUCUCAUGCUGGAUGUCUGGUCCCACCCGCUCUUUUCCCAGUCCGGUCUUGCUGUCAUCUCCCCGGUUGUGACUCUGCUUACUCGGGUGCUUCAAGGUCUGAGUGAUUCUGCUCCAGCAGCAGCAGGGGGUUCUGCUGCUGCUGCUACUGCGGGUGCAGGGACUGGUGCGGGGGCGGGUGCAGGAGCAGGCGAAGCGGCAGCAGCAGGGGCAGGGGCAGGUGGGGCGAGCGGCGCAGGGGGGCAGGGGGGUGCAGCAGCCUCCGCAGCUGCCUUGGCUGCUGCGGUGUUGGGAGGGCGGAUGCCGCAAGGUGCUGUACCCAUCCCGGUAGACGAAGCACUGGUGGAGCUUAUAGUGGAAAUGGGGUUCCCUAGGGAGCGGGCAGAAGAGGCGUUGCGGCAGGUGGGCAACAAUUUAGAUCUCGCUAUGGAGUGGCUCAUUAGCCACGUGCCAGAUGAGCCUACCUCAGAAGAAGACGAGCUCGCCCGCGCGCUCGCGUUGUCUCUUUCUGGUAAUGAUGGGGACGGGGGAGGUGGUCCCAGUGCAGGUGGGCAGCAGGGUGGGGAGGAGGGAGCAGGUAAGGCAGGAGAAGGGAAAGAGGGGGAGGAGAAAGGGAAGGGGAAAGAGAAGGAGAAGGAGAAGGAAGAGGAGGAGACGGGAGGAGAGAAGGAGGGGCGGAAGGAAGUGAGGGUGGAGGAGAUGUUGGUAACGAUAGUGAAGGUGCUGAGGGACGGAGGGGAGGGCGCUGUGUUCCCCAUGACCGACCUCCUGUUCGCCCUCUGCAGGCGCAACGCUGGCACAGACAGGGCUGCUGUCGUGACGUUUCUGGUGGGGCAGCUGAAAGAGUCCUGCGGGCAGGUGAAAGCAUCUCCUAGCGACGUAGAGAACGAGAAGCGAAGCGGCAACGAGGGAAAAGAGCGCAGAGCGCAGGGGAAAGCGGAGGAGGAGGGGAAGGCUGAUGGUGAACAGUCUUUGCUGCAGGCCUUACAAUCUGCCUUGGCGCACUGCCUGGCUGUGUUGCUCUCUGAAGACCUACCCUGCUCGGACAUAGCAGCCAAGGAGGGCCUCGCUGCUGUUGCUCUCCACAUGCUCUCCACAUACGUCUCUUCUGUGUGCCCCGACUACCACCCCCCGGCUCUGCCACUUGCUGCACUCGCCUCACCUCCCAGCAAGAGCCGGUCGCAGCAGCAAGGCAGUGGGGGGAUGACGGGUCAGAGGGUUGAGGGUAAAGGGGGUGCUGAUCGGGUGGCAGGGGGGACAGGGGGGAAAGGAGGGCAAGGAGGAGAGGGGCGUGAGGGGCUUGGGGAGGUGCCCAAGUGGGUGCCAUCUCUGUUCCUCGUGCUGGACUCCCUUGUGCAGUGGAAGGUGCCUGGCACAGGGGUGCGAGGGGAAGCGGGCACAGCAGGGGCAGCGGGAGCAGCAGGGGCAGCAGGGACGACAGCAAGCACAUGGGGAGCGGCAGCAGCAGAUGCACCUAUCUCCUUUGCGUCUAUACUGGCAGGUGUUGCAGGUGGGGCAGGUGGGGCAGGAGCGGCAGCUGCGGAUCCAGGUGCACCCGCUGCAGCACCUUCCGAGCCAGCUGGUACAGGUACUACUGCUACUGCCGGGGCAUCACAGGCUCCAUCUGGGGCGGGUUUAUCUGCCAGUGCCGCCCCAGCAGCCAGCAAGGGCAAGGACCCAGCAGAGACAGACAAGCGAGAAGGCAAGGAGGAGAACCGGUUCACAGAGAUCAUGGGGCUGUCAACAGGGUACCUAUCAGACCAUGAGAAGGCCCAAGCGAUGGCGCUCAUCUGCCCUCUCCUCCGCCGCCACCCCCCACCGUCUCUCUGCCAGGCUCUCCUCCACCUCGCCUCGCGCCUCUCCCGCUCACACCCCGUCGCCCUUCUCUUUUUGGAUCAGGGUGGGGUGGCGGCACUUCUCGCCCUCCCCUUCUCCUCGAUCUUCCCAGGGUUUGAGAGUCUUGUGUCGGCAGUGGUGCGGCAUGUGCUAGAGGACCCGUUCACGCUGCUGCAUGCUAUGGAAGCGGAGAUUAGGCACAGCCUCACCACGCUGGCGACUCAGCACGGGGGGCGUGUGUCCCCUCGCGUGUUCCUGGGCGCUAUGAGCCCUCUUGUUGCCCGUGAUCCGUCUGCGUUUCUGCAGGCGGUGGGGAAUGUGUGUGAGGUGGAGAGUAUUGGUGGGCGGCAGGUGGUGGUGCUGAAACGAGAGAAGGAGAAGGAGAGGGAGAAGAAGGAGAAGGAGGAGAAGGAGAAGGGGAGGGAGAAGGAGAAAGGAAAGGAGAAGGGGAGGGAGAAGGAGAAAGGAAAGGAGAAGGGGGUUGGGGAGAAGGAACAGAGAGCAGGAGCAGCAUCAGAAGCAGCAGCAGCAGCAGCAGCAGCAGGGCAACCAAGCACCUCUGCUCCAUCCCCAGCUCCAGGCCAGACCACUCACCACCAAUCCUCACCCCUUUCAGCCUCUCCGCAAACCUCUCCUCCGCCUCCCCAUCCCCCGGCGGGUCACUACAGCAAGUCAGCAGACGGCAAGGUGCUGACGUGGGUGUCCAAGUCAGGGCGGGUGCGCAAAGUCCCUUGGAGCUUCGCCUCUGUCGUUGACCAGCUCCUGACCUACCUGCAGCAGUUCCCGCCACCUGAAAAGACGUCCGAAAAGACACCUGAGAAAGCACCUGGGAAGCUGUCUGAGGGGCAUGGGGUAGCUGCAAUGGAGGUUGGGGUUGGUGGUGGCCUGGGAGGGGAGGCAAUGGAGGUGGACGCAGUGGGGGCUGAGAAUAAUGCAGCCGCUGAAAAGGAAGGAGAGAAGGAGAAGGAGAAGGCAAAGCAGCAGCAGCAGCAGCAGGACGAGGAGAAGGAGAGGGUGGAGUUUACAAUCUCGCGAACCACGCUGGUGCUGCGGCUGCUCACAGAGAUCCUACUGGCGUAUUCUGCUGCCAGCACUCUCGUGCUCCGCAGGGAUGCAGAGUCUGCUGCUGCCGCAGGUGCUUCAGCAGCAGCAGCAGUGGGUGCAGGUUCGGGUGUGUCAGCAGGGGCGGGCACGCCACAGCAGCACAGGGGAACAGCAUCCCGUGCACACAAGCACACUCCAGACAAGCACGAACACAAAUCCAAACCUGACCACCACCAUCACCACCAGCACCAGCACCAGCUACAGCCUUCACCAGGUAAGCCUGACUCAUCAGCAGGCGUCUCUGCAUCUGCAUGGGCAUCCCGAGGGGGCAUAGUGCACCACGUGUUGCACGAGCUGCUGCCAUACCUCAGCGACAAGCCCAGCUCCGCAUCAGCAGCAGCAGGAAGCAGUGCAGCAGCGCAGGGCGGAUCCUCCCACCCGGGGCACCAUCGGCUGGGCACCCAGGCGUCUGCAUUCCUCAUUGCGCUGUGCGUGCGCUCCGGGGAGGGCCGGCGCCGCGUGCUCUCGGAGAUUUCCAAGUCGCUGAGCCGGUUUGGGAAGGAGGAUGGGGGGAGGACAGGAGAGGUGCGGCAGCAGGAAAGGGCAGGAGCAGCUUUGACAGGAGAAGCAGCCGCAGCAGGAGCAGGAGCAGCAGGUGGAGUAGGGGAAGGUGGAGCAGCAGUGGUUUCGGGUGCAGAAGCAGCUGCUGUUGCUGCUGCAAAGCUUCAAGUGCCCAACAAGCAGGUGAGGUCGUUCCUUGACCUCAUGAACGCACUGCUCUCUACCCAGUCGUCCAAUGGGAGCAAUCCACCUGGCGGGCCAGGCAGCUCCGCACAAACCUCUGCCUUCGCUGCAGAGAUGGCCAAGACGGCUCUUGAGGUGGGCAUGCUGCCUAACCUCCUCGAGACCCUGAGUGUAAUUGACCUAAACCACCCCGAUUCCCCGAAGCUGGUGAAUUCGAUCCUCAGGGCUCUGGAGGUGCUCACCCGAGCCUCAGCUUCGGAAGCGCGUGCCGAGCCUGGGAGAGGUCCGGCAUCAGGGCAGCGCGUUUCAGUGGGUGUAACCAGGGCUGUAGGUUCGGGAAGGCAGGAAGCUGGCUCGGCAGGGGCUGGAGGGGCGCCGAGCCAAGUAGCAGUGGAAGGGGGGACAGCAGGGGCGGAACCAGUUACGAAUGCGGGGACAGUAGUAGGAGGAGGUGGGGAAGGUGGCGGUGCUGAUACAGCCAUGGGUGAUGCUGGUGGGGAGGGAGGGAGAGCAAUGGCUUCUGGAGGUGAAGAGGCAGGAACAGAUGCUGGGGGUGAGAGGAUGCGAGGGGGGGAUGAGGAGGGGAGGCAGCAGGGAGGCGAGGAGACAGGUGGGGCAGGGGCGGAAGAGAGGAGGGCGAUGGAGCAGGAUGAAAGGCAUGGGGGGGAGGAGGAGGAGGAGGAGGAAGGGGGGAUGGCGCAUGAAGCAGAGGCGAUUAUAAGAAGAGUGGAGGGCGGGGGCGGUAUGAGAGGGCCCAUGCAGCUGAGGUUCCAGAUCCGAGAAUUUGAUGAUAUGGGCGCAGAUGAGGAUGGUGAGGAGGAUGUUGAUGGGGAUAUGGAGGGAGAGGAGGAUGGGGAGGAGGACGAGGAUGGGGAGGAUGAUAUUGAGGAUGGGGAUGAGGAGGAUGAGGAGGAGGGGAUGGAGGAGGGGGAUGAGGAGGACGAGGAUUUGGAAGAGGAGGAAGAUGAGGAGGAGGAGGAGGAUGAUGAUGAUGAUGAUGAUGAUGAUGAUGAUGAUGAUGAUGAUGAUGAUGAUGAUGAUGAUGAUGAUGAUGAUGAUGAUGAUGAUGAUGAUGAUGAUGAUGAUGAUGAUGAUGAUGAUGAUGAUGAUGAUGAUGAUGAUGAUGAUGAUGAUGAUGAUGAUGAUGAUGAUGAUGAUGAUGAUGAUGAUGAUGAUGAUGAUGAUGAUGAUGAGGAUGACGAGGAGGAUGAGGAGGAGCAUGGGCAUGGAGGGGAGGACAACGGGCAUCUCCAUCCGGGUGGCAUGGGCAUGGGGGAUGACAUGGAGGACCAUGAGGCGGAGGAGGAGCGCGCAGCCCGGGCCAUGCGGCGCGAAUUUGCACGUGGGCUAGCAGAGGAGGACGAGGAGGAGGAGGAUGAAGGGGAUGAGGACGAGGAUAUGGACGAGGAUGAAGAGGAGGCUGAUGAUGAGGAUCUGGAGGAUUGGGAGGAGGAUGGAGGGAGGUUUAUAGAGGUGAGGUGGCGGGAUGAUGUCACUGGGGCCAAUCACGUGCAUCUGCUCGCGGGCGGUGCGGAUGUAGCCGGGCUGAUGGACCUUCCAGGGUUUAUGCAGCGGGAUGUGUUGAACGAUCCGCUGUAUGCUGAUAUGAAUGAGCCGGUGUGGGGGUGGGGGCGGCACCUCGCGAGUCACCAGCGCAGAGCGGCGGUAAGAAGCACGCUGCAGGGCCAGCAGCAGCUGGCGCAGGGGCAGGGGUCGGGGCAGGGGCAGGCUGGCCGGAUGGGAGCAGGCCCCUUGCAUGUGCACCCUCUGCUGGCUCGCCCGUUCGCCCCUGGAGCAGCACCGACAGACGCUGCCUCCGCGUCUGCCCCCGCUCAUGCAGCAGCAGCACCGGGAUCGCGGCUCUUUAACCUCCUGGCGGGGAUGCAGGGGAUGAUGGGGGGAGUGGGCGGGCCGAUGGGGGCUGGGGGCGGGCAAGGGCCAGGAAUGGAAGUAGACGCGGCGUUUGCGAGGGAUGUUGCAUCCCUUAUGAUGGCGUAUGAGAAUCCUUUCCUGGAGGACAUGCUGCAGGCCCGGGGGCUGCUUGACCCUCGCGGCAUGGGCGGCAUCAUGGGCGGCAUGGGCGGCGUGGGCGGCAUGGGGAUAGGGCAUCCGUCGGGGGUGGAGUUUGAUCCGGGGAGGGCGAGGGCGAUGGGGGUGAGUGGGCUAGGGCCGGUGGUGGGAGGCGCAGCGGGGCGAGGGGAGUUCGGGAGGGUGAAUCGGUGGACGGAUGAUGGGUUGCCGCAGCCUGCAGGGACGGGCGCUGCUGUUGCUCAGGCGCUGGAAACUGUGCUGGGCUUAGAAGGAGAGGCAGUGCCGGCUGCAGCAGCUGUUUUGGCUGCCAGUAAUGCUGGUGGCACGGCAGCAGAGCAGCAAGUCGGAGAGGGAGGCACACCAACGCAGGUGGCAGGGGAUGCGGCGCAAGGAACAGCAGCGGUAGACACAGCAGGGGUGACUGCCAUGGAAGUGGGGGAGCCGAUUUCAGCUGGGGCAACGGCUGGAGCAUCAGGUGGUGCUGCAGCGGAUGCAGCCGCGGGUGCUUCAGGUGGUGCAGCAGGCACGAGCACAGGUGGAGCAGCAGCAGCAGCAGCAGCAGCAGCAGCAGACGAGGAGGAGGAUCUCCCAGAGAUCGACCCAACCUUCCUGGAGGCUCUACCGGAGGACCUAAGGGCAGAGGUGCUAGCCUCCUUCCACGUGGAGAGAGCUGCCCGGCAGGCCCGCCAGAGACGUGCCCAGCAGCAGGCCGCACAGCCACAGGGGCAGGCAGGGGGAGGCGCGGCAGGGGAAGGAGCGGGGGGAGCGGGGGCCGCCGGGGGAGCAGGCGGAGCGGGGGGAGCAGGGGGUGCGGGAGCGGGAGGGGGAGCAGCAGCAGGGUUGGGAGGGGAGGACACGGGGGAGCUGGAUCCGGAAUUCUUAGCAGCGCUGCCGCCGGAUAUUCAGGCGGAGGUGCUGGCGCAGCAGCAGGCACAGCGCCUCAUGGCUGCAGCAGCAGCAGCAGGUGCGGAUGGGCAUCCUGUGGACAUGGACAGCGCGUCCAUCAUUGCAACAUUCCCUGAGGAGCUGCGAGCAGAGGUCCUGCUCACCUCAUCCGAAGCAGUGCUGGCAUCGCUCCCGCCCGCCCUGCUAGCUGAAGCGCAGCUGCUGAGAGAGCGGGCGAUGCAGCAGCAGUACUCCAUUCGCCACCAGCACCCCACGCACCCCCGCCACGCCAUCUUCGGCGGUCCCAUCCGCCGCUCCCCUGCUGUUGCUGGUGGUACCACCGCCCACCGCCGGCCCCCUCACCCGUUCGCUGUGGCUGCUGGGGAGGGCGGCGUGGGAGAAUUCACCAGGGGGUUCAUUGCAGCGGGGAUGGGGAGGAGGGAGCGGGAGAGUGCUGGGGUAGGGGCGGGGGCAGGGGCGGGAGCGGGGGCAGGGAGAGGUGGUGGGGAGGGCGGGGAGGAGGAGAAGGUGCCAGUGGUGGAUGAGAGGGCGCUCAAGGCGCUCAUUCGCCUGCUGCGCAUCUCCCAGCCCCUGCAAAAGGCUCUGCUGCCGCGUCUGCUCACCAACCUCGCGUCACACGCCGUCACCCGAGCAGCCCUUGUGCGCAUCCUGCUAGAUCUUCUGCGCCCGGAUGCCGAUCCAAUGGACCAGCAUCCCACGGGGCAGCCUCCAACAGACCAGAAUGCGGCAGCCAUGCAGGGCGGUGCAGCAUCUGCAGUGGAAGGCAGUGAGGCUGCAACAGCUGCAACGCCUGCAGCGCUUGGUGCAGCUGCAGAGGCUGAGGGUGUGGGUGAGGGUGGGUUAGCAGCGGAUGGCGCUCCACCACACCAGCUGUACUGCUGCCAGUCCAAUGUGGUGUAUGCUCGACCGCAGCUCCCCAACAGUAUCCCUCCCCUCGUGUCUCGGCGGGUUCUAGAGCUGCUGGUGUACCUGUCUCGCCACUCCAUGGCAGCCACACAGCUGCUGCUGCUCUUCCCAUCCGCGCUCACUCGCUUGGCUCAGCAGCAGCGGGAGGAGCGGGAGAGGGCGAAGGAGAGGGAGCAGCGCAAGGGCAAGGCGAAGGUGACGGAAGUAGCAGAGGAGGCUGUAGGAGGAGCAGGAGCAGGAGGGUCAGCAGGAGGAGCAGCAGAUGGAGCUGCAAAAACAGGGGAAUUGGUGGAGACGGGGGUUGCGGGUAGGGGAACGAAGGGGAAGAGAAAAGAGGGUGUUGAUGGGGAGGCGGAGGAGGAAGGGGGAGAAGGGGGGGAAGGGGAGGUGCCGUUUGUGCUGAUGCUGCACUUGUUGAGACAGCCUCUGUACCUCCGCAGCUCCCCCCACUUGGAACAGUUGCUGGGUCUCAUGGAGGUGGUAGCUCGGGCAGCAGCAGAGGAGGCCCUCAAUGCUGCCGCUGCUGCUGCCGCUGCUGCUGCUGCUGCCACACCUGCCAGCGCUGCUGCUGCCACUCCUGCCGCUACUGCUGCCACUACAACGCCAGCUACCGCUGGCAGCCCUGCCGAGGCAGUGGCAGAGGUUCGGAUGGAGGGUGGUUCAGGUCCGGGGACUGCCGAGGCUGGACCUGCGGGUGGGGAUGUAGAGAUGGGAGAGAGGGAGAGAGAAGACGGAGGGGAGGGGCAAGCAGGGCAGGAGGGGCAGGAGGGCAGAGAGCAACCAAGUGAAACCCAAGAAGAAGCUCCAACAGCUGCGGCAGAGACUGCAGCAGCGGCAACAACAGCAGCUGCAACAGCCGAUGCUGCCGCUCUUUUAACUGGAACAGAUACUGCUACUGCUCCCUCGGCUGCUGCUACCAUCCCACCCACUUCCACACUCACAUCCCCUCCCACCAUCACCACCCAACCCCCUGUCCCCGCUGCUCCACCCACUCCCCCAGUGCCCAUCCCAGUGACAGUCUUCCUCCGCAUUCCCCACCCCGACCUCCGCAUUCUCUCCCAAUUGCCCGCCCAGGAGGGCCUGUCAGACGCCUCGUACUCGCGCGCUGUCGCUGUGCUGAGGCUGGUUACUGCUGUGGUUCCGAAGUACCGCGCACUGUUUGUUGCUGACCUGGCAGAGGCGGCACGCCAGCUCAGCUCGCCGGCCACGCGGGAGCUGCUGGAGGUGGUGGAGGGGGCGGAUGGUGAGGAGGGUGGGGGAGAGGAGGGAGCAGGUGCAGGUGCAGGAACAGGGGCAGCAACGGAGAGUGAGAGAGCGUCUAUGGAAGGGCAGGAAGCAGCAGCACCUGCAGCACCAUCAGCACUAGCUGCUGUAAGCGGCAAGCCAUGGGGGUUGACGAGAGCAGGAGCAGCCACUCUCCGCGUCCUCAAGACCCUCACCUCGCUCCUCUCACAACCAGCCUCCUCCCUCCCACCCGCCUGGGAUGGUGACUCCCCCUCAGGACCGGCAUCCGAGGCAGAAUGCCAGGCUGUCAUUGCACACCUGGUCACGUCGCUCCACCCUCUCUGGCAAGUCCUAUCCGAGUGUUGUGGCAAGCUUGAGGCUCGGUACAAGAAGCACCCGGCCCUGUCCGCUUCGGCCGGACCUGCAGGUUCGGCGGCGGAGGGCGCGGCAGGCGUGGGAGGAGGGGCAGCCGGGGGAGAGCGCCACCGCCGCCUGCUCAACGCGUUCGUACGCGGCAACCCAGCGCUUCUAGAGCGGUCGUUUGCGGUGCUGCUCAAGUGGGCGUGGGUGCUGGACUUUGACAACAAGCGCGCUUACUUCAGGGCGAGGACGAGGCAGCUGCACGAGCAGCCGCACUACGGCACACUGCGGAUUACGCUGCAGGAGCAGCCGCACUACGGCAUGCUGCGGAUCACUGUCAGGCGGCCGUACAUCCUUGAAGACUCGAACAACCAGAGUUCGACGGCGAGGAUGAGAAUGCUCGUCACUGCUCUCGCCGUGUUCGAUACUGCCCUCCUUUCCCGCUGUUACUUCGCUUCACAAUCCCCCCUGUUUCAUCCCACCCUCCCCAUAUCUCUUUCCCUCUUUCCACAGCUGCGCAUGCGGACAGCGGAGGAGCUACGGGGGCGGCUGAACGUGCACUUCCAGGGAGAGGAGGGCAUCGACGCAGGGGGUGUGACGCGCGAGUGGUACCAGCAGCUGUCGCGCGUGGUGUUUGACAAGGGCGCUCUGCUCUUCACCACCGUCGGCAACGACACCUCCUUCCAGCCCAACCCUAACUCUGUCUUGCAGCCGGGUCAUCUGUCCUACUUCAAAUUCGUGGGGCGAGUGGUGGCCAAGGCUCUAUAUGAUGGGCAGCUAUUAGACGUGCAUUUCACGCGCUCCUUCUACAAGCACAUCCUGGGCGUGAAGGUUACGUUUCAUGACAUAGAGGCCAUCGACCCGGACUAUUACAAGAACCUGCAGUGGAUGCUCGAGAACGACAUCAGUGACAUCUUGGAUCUCACGUUCAGCAUGGACGCGGACGAGGAGAAGCGCAUUCUCUACGAGCGCACUGAGGUGACGGACCACGAGCUCAUCCCCGGAGGUCGCAACAUCCGGGUGACGGAGGAGAACAAGCACGAGUACGUGGACGCUGUAGCCGACUACCGCAUGACGGCUGCCAUCCGCCCGCAGAUCGCGGCGUUCAUGGAGGGGUUCACGGAGUUGAUUCCAAAGGACCUCAUCGCCAUGUUCAAUGAUAAGGAGCUGGAGCUGCUCAUCUCAGGAUUGCCGGAGAUCGACAUUGACGACCUGCGCAGCAACACGGACUACACGGGGUACACGGCAGGGUCGCCUCAGAUCCAGUGGUUCUGGGACGUGGUGGCUCAUCUUUCCAAGGAGGACCGCGCCCGCCUGCUGCAGUUCGUCACCGGCACUUCCAAGGUUCCGCUGGAGGGUUUCAAGGCGCUGCAAGGGCUGUCGGGCCAACAACGCUUCCAGAUCCACAAGGCGUAUGGCGACAACAAGAGGCUGCCCUCCGCUCACACAUGUGCUACUUUCGUAAGCAGCUCUCACCCACUCUUUCCCUUCUCUUGUAACAGUUUCAACCAAUUGGACUUGCCGGAGUACAGCACCAAGGAGCAGCUACAGGAGAGACUUCUAUAUCCUUUGAGAAUGGCUGCUACCGUCGCUACCUCCUCCAAGGUGGUCGUCGCGCCCCGCGCGGCCCUUUCCCAGGGCAGCAGUGCCGGCUCCAGCUCUGUCCGGGCGUCCGCCGGCAUCAGGUCCUUCAACGGCCUGGUCGCUGGUAACAAGGACAACCAGAAGUUCGCCAACAUUUUCGCCAUUGAGCACGACAUCCAGUCCGCCGUCGCCUCGCACGUCGCCAAGGCGGGCAAGGGCACCCGCGGUGUGGUAACCAUGGCGAAGAAGAGCGUGGGUUCGCUGACGGAGGCGGACCUGAAGGGCAAGCGCGUGUUCGUGCGCGCGGACCUGAACGUGCCGCUCGAUGCGGACUUCAACAUCACUGACGACACGCGUAUCCGCGCUGCCGUGCCCACCGUCAAGUACCUCAUGGAGAAGGGCGCUAAGGUCCUCCUCACUAGCCAUUUGGGUCGCCCGAAGGGUGUGACCGAGAAGUUCCGCCUGAACCCGCUGGUGAACCGCCUGUCGGAGCUGCUGGGCAUCACGGUCGUCAAGACCAACGACUGCAUCGGCGAGGAGGUUGAGAAGGCCGUCGCGGCGCUCCCCAACGGCGGCGUCGUGCUCCUCGAGAACGUGCGUUUCUACCCCGAGGAGGAGAAGAACGUUAAGGAGUUCGCCGAGAAGCUCGCCGCCAACGCCGACCUGUACGUCAACGACGCGUUCGGCACGGCGCACAGGGCGCACGCCUCCACCGCCGGAGUAACGGAGUUCCUGAAGCCCUCCGUCGCCGGCUUCCUCCUCCAGAAGGAGCUUGACUACCUCGAUGGCGCCGUCACCAGCCCCACCCGUCCCUUCGCUGCCAUCGUCGGUGGCUCCAAGGUGUCGUCUAAGAUCGGCGUGAUUGAGUCGCUGCUCGCCAAGUGCGACAUUCUGCUGCUCGGCGGUGGCAUGAUCUUCACGUUCUACCGCGCGCUCGGGUACAAGACCGGCGCGUCGCUGGUGGAGGAGGACAAGGUGGAGCUCGCGACGAGCCUGAUCAAGAAGGCCGAGGAGAAGGGCGUGAAGCUGCUGCUGCCCACCGAUGUUGUCAUCGCCGACAAGUUCGCCCCUGACGCCAACUCCCAGAUCGUGUCGGCCAAGGACAUCCCCGACGGCUGGAUGGGUCUCGAUAUCGGCCCUGACUCCGUCAAGACGUUCAACGAGGCGCUCGACACCUCCAAGACCGUCAUCUGGAACGGCCCCAUGGGUGUGUUCGAGUUCGACAAGUUCGCCGUCGGUACUGAGGCCGUCGCGAACAAGCUUGCGGAUUUGAGCGGCAAGGGUGUGAUUACCAUCAUUGGUGGCGGUGAUUCCGUGGCGGCUGUUGAGAAGGUGGGAGUGGCUGAGAAGAUGAGCCAUAUCUCCACCGGUGGCGGUGCCUCCCUGGAGCUUCUCGAGGGCAAGGUGUUGCCAGGUGUCGCUGCACUCAACGAGGCCUAA
Messenger RNA from Closterium sp. Naga37s-1, 18009 nucleotides. Lineage: Eukaryota; Viridiplantae; Streptophyta; Zygnematophyceae; Desmidiales; Closteriaceae. The record is from the annotation of a GenBank genome assembly.